GUAGAUUCUUUCGAUACAAUAAAAUUGUGCAUGUCGGUUUAUUAAACAAUAACGGUGCCGUUAAUUGGGUCGAAACGGAACGGAACUGAACUGACUCAUUUUCCCGAUUUCAGCCGUGCAACAAAUGAAGUAACAACACCCCUGUGUGACAACAAACCACGACCACGCUGGAGACAUGCUGGAUUAGACACUACUGACUCUAACGUUUUACAUUUGUAUAAAGUACUUUAUUGUUGUCUCCCUUAAAUACCUGCUGAAACAAAAUGGUUGGGAAAAUAAAGCGAACCCGACAGAAACUACAUCAGGAUGCUGUCAAGGUUGACCACUCUCAAAGUGAUCUCGAGAAACCUCCUUUACCAGCUGAAGUAAAGGGACUUGUGUUGCCUGGAAUAAGCAAGGAUUUUGACUUUAACCAGAGAACAAACAAGAGCGACAAUAUUAAAGGGAUAUCUUUAAAGAGUUCAUUUCCAGCUGGCAUAUUUGCUGGAACAAAAAUCACACCUGAGGCUCUCGUGCAGACUUUGAAGUAUGAUGAGCCCUCUAAGUCCACAGCAUCUUCUAAUCAGACAGGUGGUGGUGAAAAGAAACAGCAGUCAAAGAAAGAGAAGAUGAAGGAGAGAAGAGAACGAUGGCUUAACAAGAUAAGUGCCAUCAAGCUGGCGAAGGAGCAGCAGGUGGCUCAGGCCCGUAGGAAGGCCACGCCUGUGGUGGGGGACAUGCGCCAGCUAGUGGAUGCGCUGCCCGAACUCUCUCAGCUCACCGCCACCUCUAAACCCACAGCCACCCGCUCAAAGGCCAAAGCUGGAGAGAAGAAGAAACCCAGCUCAGUGAACUUCAGUAAGAUGAAGCCAGCUCAGAAGAGGAAACUAGUGGAGACUGAGACGGCGUGGUUCAGUCAGGCCCUGAAGAACCCCACCCUGAAAGCCAACCCCUUGGCGGCCAUCACCGAUCACCUGAGGAAACGCCUCAAACAGGAAGAGGAGCAGAGUUAGCCUCGCCCACUACCACAAUCCUGUUGUCUGGUUGGACGUGGAGUUGGCCACAUUCACCUCUUCAGGAUCCUCUCCUCUGAUUGGACACUGUGUUCGCCCCACCCAGUCCUCCACAAUCGUCUUGUGUUAUUGGACACUGAGACACCCAUCAGGACUCUUGUCAUUCCUGCCUCUAGAGUAUGAUGGCAGUGUGUUCUUUUGAUUGAUGCCUUGUUUGGAGUUGAUAUGGUUGCAUGGAAGGUAAUGAAAAGGCUCGGUGUGCACUCCUUGGUUUACAGAUCAAGUGAAUCACUAUAUAUGUGAGUGGUUUCGAAUUCCCUCUUGUCAUGGAGUUGCCUCUGUUAAUCAAAGUCAAGUUGAUUACUCAUUUGUGAAUAUUAAAAACAGAACUGAA
Messenger RNA from Sardina pilchardus (European sardine), 1386 nucleotides. It is a transcript of the gene slx9, whose product is annotated as SLX9 ribosome biogenesis factor. Gene Ontology annotation, cellular component: nucleolus; preribosome, small subunit precursor; 90S preribosome. Bases 264 to 992 code for a protein of 242 amino acids. The transcript is spliced from 6 exons. Lineage: Eukaryota; Metazoa; Chordata; Actinopteri; Clupeiformes; Clupeidae. Gene Ontology annotation, biological process: maturation of SSU-rRNA from tricistronic rRNA transcript (SSU-rRNA, 5.8S rRNA, LSU-rRNA). The record is from RefSeq and is a predicted model, not a curated record.